CUUCACAACGAAAGAAGACUUCCGGCGUCUUCUUCGCAGCAAUUUACAAGUUAGCCAGGGGUUCAAAGAGCAAAGGUUCCGCUAUCUCCAGGCGACUCUUUUUCCUGCAAAAAUGGUGGGAAGGAAGGGCGGGGGUCGAGUUGGAGCUGACGACGGGGAGGAGGAUCUUGCGCGCAUUCCCUUGCAGGCCAUCUUAUUGGCGGACAGUUUCACCACAAAGUUCCGUCCAAUCACUCUUGAGAGACCUAAAGUGCUACUGCCGUUGGUUAAUGUCCCUAUGAUUGAUUAUACCUUGGCCUGGCUGGAGUCUGCUGGGGUUGAGGAGGUGUUUGUUUUUUGCUGUGCUCAUUCCAAGCAAGUGAUAGAUCAUCUGGAGAACUCCAAGUGGUUUGAGCAGCCGAACUUUGUUGUCACCCCUAUAGAAUCACACAAUGCUAUCAGUGCUGGAGAUGCUUUGCGUUUGGUAUAUGACCAGAACGUGAUACAUGGAGAUUUUGUCCUUGUUAGUGGUGAUACAGUCAGCAACAUGUCGCUUACAGAAGCACUGAAGGAACACAAGGAGAGGCGGCUAAAGGAUUCUAAAGCUGUAAUGACUAUGGUCAUUAAGCAGUCAAAGCCUUCACCAAUAACUCACCAAUCUCGGCUAGGAACUGAGGAGCUUUUUAUUGCGAUUGAACCAGAUUCAAAGCAGCUUCUGUACUAUGAGGACAAGUGUGAUGAUUCAAAAGGAUGCCUGUCUCUUGAAAAAGAACUUCUUACUGAUAAUCCUUCUAUUUCUCUUCACAACGACAAACAGGAUUGUUAUGUUGAUAUAUGCUCUCCUGAAGUUUUGAGUCUUUUCACUGACAAUUUUGACUAUCAGCAUCUACGUCGUCAUUUUGUGAAGGGGUUGCUUCUUGAUGAUAUUAUGGGUUAUAAAAUCUUCACCCAUGAAAUUCAAUCAAGUUAUGCGGCUAGAAUAGAUAACUUCAAAAGUUAUGACACUGUUAGCAAGGAUAUCAUUCAGAGAUGGACAUACCCCUUGGUCCCUGAUGUCCAAUUUUUCAGAAGUUCUGUAGCUAAACUGGGAAGGCGGGGUGUAUAUCGAGCAUCGGAAGUGAAGCAGUCUUGUUCAGCAAAGAUUGGCCCCUUUACUGUUAUUGGGAAUAACACUACAAUUGGAAAAAACUCUGAAAUUUCAAAUUCUGUUGUUGGUGAAGGCUGUAUAGUUGGAUCACAUGUCAGAAUAGAUGGUUGCUAUAUAUGGAACAAUGUUACUAUUGAAGAUGGAUGCAGAUUGAAACAUGCAAUUGUAUGUGAUGGAGUGAUAAUAAAGUCAAUGGGAGUUUUAGAUCCUGGGGCUGUAGUAUCAUUCAAGGUUCUGGUUGGUGAGCAUUUCCAUGUCCCUGCAUACUCGAAGGUGUCUUUGCUUCCUCAACCCAUGAAGCAAGAUAGUGAUGAGGAGCUGGAAUAUGCUGACAACAACAGUGCAAUUUCCAGUACAUCAGACAAGCUGAAUGAGGACACAAGCACUGAACCACUGAAUGCACAACAAUGUGCUACAUAUCAGGUUGGUGAUGGUGCUUUUGGGUACAUAUGGUCAAUUAGUGAGAGUGAGCUUGAGGAUGAUUGGAAACAUUCAGUUGCACCAAUUCCCGCAGAUAAGCUUGUUGGAAUUACACACAAUCUUAUUGAUGAACUGGAUGUCUCAAAUCAAGAGGGAAAUGCUCUUCCAACUUCUGGAGAACUGGAACCUGACUCUGACACUGAUGGUUCUAUUGAUGAAGCUGAAGAUAUCAGGAACGAGUCUAUGUUCUUUGAGAAAGAGGUUGAAGCAACAUUCCGAAGGGCUGUAGAGGAAAAUGUAAAUCAUGACCAUGUGGUUUUAGAAGUGAAUGCAUUGCGGUUGUCAUCCAAUAUGGCUUCAGAAGAUUGUGCUGGUGCCUUGUUCUAUUCUAUGAUGAAAUUGUCACUGGAUACCCCACAUAGCUCGUCAAUUGAACUGGUGAAAAAUGCAGGGAUUGUAUUUAACAAAUGGAAAAAGCUUUUGAAGUACUACCUGCCUAGCAUUGAUGAGGAGAUUGAAGUGAUAAUUAAACUGGAAGAGUUUUGUUCAGAAUCUAUCAAGGAGUAUUCCCAUGUGUUUGUAGAGAUAUUGCAUGUUCUUUAUGACCAAGACAUCAUUCCAGAAGAAGCUAUACUUAAGUGGGCCUCAGAGAGAGAAGAAGCGGAUGAAUCAGACAAGUUUUAUGUCAAGCAAGCAGAAAAACUGAUUCAGUGGCUCAGAGAAGCAUCUGAAGAGGAGGAUUGAGAUGGCUGUUAAGCUUAAGAUGCUCCCUAUUAGUGCGUUUUGCAAAAUACAAUUGAGACCGCAGUCGGACUGAUUGAUCAAUUAGUGCAAAUAGCUUCAAGGACUUGUAGAUGAGUGCCUUUUUUUUUGGCUAGUUUCAUUUUAUUUCUUUUUUCUCAUUAUGUUAUGUAUUUUGGUGCAUUUUCCAUUCUUUACGAAACUCUGUUAGGUUUGGUCUUUUCCUUUUUGGUCAUUGGCUUAAGAUGAAAUUUUUACAUGUACAGUUGGAAAAACAAAUUUGAGCAUUUAGUAGUAUGGCUCUGCCUCAUUGAGUCAUUGUGCUGCCAAAGCUGUGCUUCCCAGACAUGCUCAUGGGUGGAUCCUCCUUGUAAGGAAAAGAGUACCUACAAUACUUUAUGAAUAGAUUCAAUAAAUACUACGUAAUAAUUUGGAAACCUUUAUAUACUAGUAUAA
Molecule: messenger RNA, 2743 nt
Organism: Cuscuta epithymum
Lineage: Eukaryota; Viridiplantae; Streptophyta; Magnoliopsida; Solanales; Convolvulaceae
Source: the annotation of a GenBank genome assembly